Molecule: messenger RNA, 1894 nt
Organism: Hermetia illucens (black soldier fly)
Lineage: Eukaryota; Metazoa; Arthropoda; Insecta; Diptera; Stratiomyidae
Product: maltase A3-like
Exons: 9
Coding region: 31-1785 (584 amino acids)
Biological process (GO): carbohydrate metabolic process
Source: RefSeq, a predicted model, not a curated record
GUUUCCUCAGUCUUCUAUCCGCACUGGAAAAUGAAUUUACUCGGAGUUUUGAUUUUGGGACUCGCCGCUCCCAGUAUAUUUGUAAGCGGUGAAGGCGAAACCCAGAGCAAGGAUUGGUGGCAAACUGCCUCAAUUUAUCAGAUUUAUCCGCGUUCGUUUAAAGAUAGUGAUGGGGAUGGAAUUGGUGAUCUUAAAGGUAUCACGCAGAUGUUACCUUACCUCAAAGAAAUUGGUGUGGAUGUAACUUGGCUCUCACCCAUUUUCAAGUCACCGAUGGCUGACUUUGGUUACGAUAUAUCAGAUUUCUACGAUAUCCAACCUGAGUAUGGAACAUUGAAGGAUUUCGAUGAGCUCAUUGCGACCGCUAAACAAAUCGGUGUUAAAGUUUUAUUGGAUCUUGUACCAAAUCAUUCCAGUGAUGAGAAUGAAUGGUUCAUUAAGUCAGUCAACAAGGAAAAGGGAUACGAGGAUUACUACAUCUGGCAUCCAGGUUACCCUGAUCCAAAAAAUGCGACCAAUCGGUUACCUCCAAGCAACUGGGUUAGCAACUUUAGAUUUUCAGCCUGGACUUGGAGAGAAGAACGUCAAGAGUUUUACUUGCAUCAAUUUCACUAUAAACAACCAGAUUUGAACUAUAGGAACCCGGCCGUUGUUCAACAGAUGAAGGAUGUUAUAACGUUUUGGCUGAAACGUGGAAUUGAUGGAUUCAGAAUAGAUACAGUACCAUCUCUAUUUGAAAUUGCUCCCGAUAAUAACGGAAAUUACAAAGAUGAACCAUUAACUGGCGAAACAGAUGAUCCGGAUGACUAUAACUACCUUAAACAUAUUUACACAAUGGAUCAACCAGAAACUAUUGACAUGGUCUACCAAUGGCGUACACAUGUCGACCAAUUCAAAAAGGAGAACGGUGGUGAUACCAGAAUUCUCUUAACGGAAUCUUAUUCACCCCUUAAUGUCGUAAUGCAAUAUUAUGGGAAUGGUACUAAUAAUGGAUCGCAUGUACCAUUCAACUUCCAUUUGAUUACGGAACUAAAUGGAACAUCGAGGGCUCCCGACUUUGAAAACGUAGUGAACACUUGGAUAAAUGCUAUGCCUGCGGGUAGCACCGCUAAUUGGGUGUUGGGAAAUCAUGACCAACGUCGUGUUGCAAGCCGAUAUGGGGUCGAAAAAAUUGAUUUGCUCAAUAUGCUUCUAAUGAUUUUGCCUGGAGUCGCCGUAAAUUAUAACGGUGAGGAGAUAGGAAUGACUGAUGUUUGGAUUUCCUGGGAGGAUACUGUUGACCCACAAGCUUGUAACACCGAUCCUGAACAUUACCAGUCCCAUAGUCGAGAUGUGGCAAGAACACCUUUCCAAUGGAGUGAUCAGAAAAAUGCCGGCUUUUCAACAGGAUCACACACUUGGCUCCCUGUUGGUCCGAAUUAUAAGGAUGUUAAUGUGGAGACAGAAAGGCUAUACGUAAGAAGUCACCUGAAUACAUAUAAACGUGCCAAGCAGUUGCGACGUUUUUCUAAAACCUUCCAAGAUGGAGAUUUCAAAAUAUUGGCGAUAAAUGAAGAUGUUAUUGGGAUCAGAAGGUCCCUUCAGAAUGACAAUACCUUCGUGAUGGUGGCCAACGUUGGUUCGAAGCUGGAGAGAGUAAAUUUACUCGCAUUGGAGGACUCAUUAAAUCUAAUGGAGGUUGUUUUGUCGAGUGAUAAUUCUCCUAGAAGGAUUGGGGAUGUGGUCCAUCCUUUGGAGGUGAUACUUCUACCAAGUGAAGCAUUGUAUUUACGGACAAGGGCAUAAUGACCUUCCAGUAAUACUAUAAUAGUUUUAAUUAAUAUGUGUAUAUUUGGUGCUGAAUAAUAAAUCGUACCAAUCAAGCAAAGAAAAAAUAAAUUGUGCUUAAAAUCAA